Messenger RNA from Rotaria sp. Silwood1, 921 nucleotides. NCBI's taxonomy places the organism in Eukaryota, Metazoa, Rotifera, Eurotatoria, Philodinida, Philodinidae. The record is from the annotation of a GenBank genome assembly.
AUGCGUGCAAGUUCCAUUGAUAUUCCUCCAAAUGCAACAUGGUCACAGAAUGGUAUCACCGUUGCUGGAGGAAAUGGACGAGGCAGUGGAACCAAUCAAUUCUUGGUCCCAUGGGGUUUUUACGUCGAUGACAAUCUAACGAUUUAUGUCGCUGAUACUGAAAAUGCUCGCAUUGUUGAAUGGACAUUUGGUGCAACAAAUGGAAAAGUAGUUGCUGGUGGAAAUGGAGCAGGGAUUGGACUUCAUCAAUUACAAUACUCACAAGAUGUGAUUAUCGACAAAGAGAGGGAUAGUCUCAUCAUCAGUGAUAGAGGGAAUAGAAGAGUAGUUGGAUGGUCUCGUCGAAAUCGUACUCGUGGAGAAACAAUUAUUUCAAAUAUCGCUUGCGUGGGUUUGACAAUGGACGACAAUGGUUAUCUCUAUGUCGUUGACAUAGAAAAACAUGAAGUAAGACGAUAUAAAAUUGGUGACACUAAAGGAACAGUAGUCGCAGGUGGCAAUGGAAAAGGAAAUCGUCUCGAUCAACUCUCUUGUCCCCGCUGCGUAUUUGUCGAUCGAGAACAUUCAGUUUAUGUGUCUGAUUGGUUCAAUCAUCGUGUCAUGAAAUGGGAAGAAGGUGCAACACAAGGCACUAUCGUCGUCGGUGGUCAAGGAGAAGGAAAUAGUCUUACACAAUUGAAUGAUCCUUAUGGAGUCGUUGUCGAUCAAUUGGGUACUGUCUAUGUGGCUGAUUCUGUUAAUCAUCGAAUCAUGCGUUGGCCAAAAGGAGCCACACAGGGAAGUGUCAUUAUUGGUGGAAACGGCGAAGGAUCACAGUCGAAUCAACUCGCUUAUCCCACAGGUUUAUCAUUUGAUCGACAUGGUAAUCUCUAUGUCGUCGAUUUCGAAAAUCAUCGAGUACAAAAAUUUAAUAUCGCAUAA